CGUCCAAAUACACACCGACGGCGCCUGCCUGGGCAACCCCGGCCCUGGCGGCUAUGGCGUCGUUCUCCGCUACGGCGACCGCAGCAAGGAAUUGAGCGGCGGCUACCGCCUCACCACCAACAACCGCAUGGAACUGCUGGCCGUCAUCAAGGCCUGGAGUCCCUCAACCAGCCCUGCAAAGUGGCCCUCUACAGCGAUUCCAAGUAUGUCGUUGACGCCAUGGCGAAGGGCUGGGCCGUAAAGUGGCGGGCCAGCGGCUGGAUGCGCAACAAGCGCGACAAGGCGGUGAACCCCGACCUCUGGGCCCGAUUGCUGGACUUAUGUGGCACCCACGACGUUGAUUUCCAGUGGGUCAAGGGCCAUGCGGGAGUAGCCGACAACGAGCGCUGCGACCGGUUGGCAGUCUCGGCGGCCAAUCAACCGAGCCUGCCCGAAGACCCCGGCUAUCCGCCCCGCACCUGA
Messenger RNA from Geodia barretti, 462 nucleotides. The record is from the annotation of a GenBank genome assembly. NCBI's taxonomy places the organism in Eukaryota, Metazoa, Porifera, Demospongiae, Tetractinellida, Geodiidae.